Molecule: messenger RNA, 1962 nt
Organism: Camellia sinensis
Lineage: Eukaryota; Viridiplantae; Streptophyta; Magnoliopsida; Ericales; Theaceae
Product: putative carboxylesterase 11
Molecular function (GO): hydrolase activity
Source: RefSeq, a predicted model, not a curated record
GAAACGAAACCCGCCACAGUCCCGAAAUGCCAAACCAACAAAACACACUACUGUAAUGUCUGUGCGCAUUACGCACCUCUCUCUCUCUCUCUCUCUCUCUCUCUGGUUCUCUCAAUCUCUUUCUCUCUCUACACGCCAUUGUUGAAUUAUUGGAUUCAUCAUUGAAGCAAUCUCAAUUCGCGAACCUUAAGGCUUGAAUCUAAAUCAUAAUCUGAUGAAACACGAUGGAUUUGAGAGACUAACUGGUGUGAAGAUUUAGAGAGUGAGGGAGAGAGAAAUGCCUACAGUUGCUGUAAAGCUUUACAGUGUAUUCUUCAAAUUCCUUCUCAAACACCGUUUACAGAACCGUAUCCAAAACCCUCUCGAUGAGACCAGCAAGAGCCCAUUCGGCGUCACGUCGCGGCCGGAGGAGUCCGUCGCCCCCGCAAACCCUUCCUUCUCCGACGGCGUCGCCACCAAAGACAUUCACAUCGAUCCUUUAACUUCUCUCUCCAUCCGAAUCUUCCUUCCCGAUACCUGUUUAGUGUCGUCCGAUUUUGAUUCCAGAACUAGGGUUAGGGCUUUGAAUAAACGCUCUGAUCUAGAAUUCAGAUCUGUUUCUGGCGAGCCGAAUCAAGCUCUGCUCCGUCGCAACAGCUAUGGACCGUCCAGGAAGGGCAAUGUAGUGACUGAUACGGAGACUCACAGAAGGAACAGUUAUGGCUGUAGUGCAGAUGAUUUGAAUUUGAAGCCCGAGACUGACGUGUAUAGAGGCUACUCGCCGUCGAUUGGGAACUGCCGGAAACUGCCAGUGAUGUUGCAGUUUCACGGCGGAGGGUUUGUGAGUGGGAGCAACGAUUCGGUGACGAACGAUUUUUUUUGCCGGCGGAUUGCGAAGUUGUGUGAUGUGAUUGUUCUUGCCGUGGGGUAUAGGCUUGCACCGGAGAAUCGGUACCCGGCUGCGUUCGAGGAUGGUUUUUCGGUUUUGCAUUGGUUGGGAAAGCAGGCGAAUUUGGCAGAAUGUGGUAAGUCGUUGUGGAAUUCGCGAGGCGGUGGGGCCGAUUUGAGGAAAUCGGAUGUCCAUAGGCAUAUUGCAGAUGCAUUCGGGGCAUCCUUGGUGGAACCUUGGUUGGCGGCUCAUGGAGAUCCAUCCAGAUGUGUUCUUCUUGGGGUGAGCUGUGGCGCAAAUAUUGCAGACUAUGUGGCUCGGAAAGCUGUUGAGGCAGGCAAACUUUUGGACCCAGUCAAGGUGGUGGCACAGGUGUUGAUGUAUCCCUUCUUCAUUGGGAGUGUUCCAACGCAUUCCGAGAUAAAACUGGCAAAUUCUUACUUUUAUGACAAGCCUAUGUGUGUACUAGCAUGGAAGCUCUUUUUACCUGAUGAAGAGUUCAGCCUAGACCACCCGGCUGCCAACCCCCUCAUACCAGAUCGGGGACCACCUCUAAAGUUCAUGCCUCCUACGCUGACAAUUGUAGCGGAGCACGACUGGAUGAGAGACAGGGCCAUUGCUUACUCUGAGGAGCUCCGGAAGGUAAAUGUUGAUGCACCUGUUCUUGAGUACAAAGAUGCUGUUCACGAAUUUGCAACCCUUGACAUGCUUCUUAAGACUCCUCAGGCCCAGGCCUGUGCCGAGGACAUUGCUAUCUGGGUUAAGAAGUAUAUCUCGCUUCGAGGUCACGAGUUCUCUUAUUGAAUUGAAGAUAUAUCGCAAAUGCAGAAACACGUCCAUGUGUUGGGUUCUAGAUUGUUAAAAAGUUUUCCCAUUUACUCCAUUGCUGUGCCUCUUUUUGUAAGAUAGAGAACUUGUCUGGGAGUAGGAUUUAGUUUGUGAGAUAAAUUUACAUCAUGUUUUGAGUAAUCCAAUCCAAGCUGGGAUGCCCUUGUUAACAAAUUUUUUUUACCCAUCAGGUGUAUCAAGAUGAAAUGUUGCCCAUGAAUUGAGUGUUUAAUGAAAAUAGACAAAUGAUCUAUAUUGCAAACAAA